UGCAGGUACCGCAGUCGCUACGAUAAGCCGCAACCUCGAAAUUAUCAGUCUCUAGACGGCGGCUCAUAUCGCGAGACAGGCAGAGAAAGCCCCCCUUCUUUGCCACACCCUUCGUCCAACCUAAGAUGCGCCUCCGGCACCUGUGCUAGGAUCUGCCAAUAUGGACGGCGACGCGGAUUCGGUGGCGGACGAGGGGCAUCGGCACAGUAGCCGCCCUGGCCUCUAUCUCCACGACUCGAACAGUCGGUCCACUGUCUUUGAGGAUGUUGAGAUGGCGCAGGAUGAGCUUUACUCAGGCCCAAUGGCAGAGUCUCUCCCGACGAGUGUCUCUGCCUUCACCCACCGUCGAGCCCGUGCCGACUCUAUGACAAGCUUCUCCUUUUACCAGGAAGAGCAAGAAGCGCAGGAUGAGCAAGACGAGCAGGACGAGUCUGCUAUUAUGGAUGACGAGGAAGCUCGGCUUAGCGAUGUUGAAAGCAUCCGGUUCGGCGAAGAGAUGGGCGACGAGGACUGGUCAGACCUCGAGCGACAGGCUUCUGAAAACGACUAUGUCUUGCACCGGAGGGCCUCGACGCUGUCCAGGGUCUCAGUGCGCAGCCGCUUACUUCGACGCGAUAGUAUGGUAUCUACAGGAAGCGGCUUUGGUACGGGUACGGGUACGGGCCGAGUCAGCCAGAAGAUCUAUAUGGUCAAUGAGGAUCUUUACAUUGUGGUCGCUGGUUUUCGGACUAGUACCACAGGCCUCGUCACCUACAUUCUGGCCUGUGUCUUCACGCUGGGCCUUGCAUGGCUCCUUUUCCGGUGGAUUCCUCGGUGGUAUGUGAAACUGGUGGGCCAGCCGGCACCCCUCCGGGAGUGCCAAUGGGUCGUCAUCGAGAACCAAUGGAAUGAAAUGGCCAUACUCGACGUAGACGUAAAGCAGUACGAAAGGCCACUGUCAACCGUAUUUGGAUCUCCCGACAAAUUGACCUCCUACAUGCUUGGUGAGGAUCAAGACCCAAUCAUUAAGGACUUGCGAAUGCUCAACUACCGCUACGUUCGAUUCUACCUGCAUCCGCUGAAGGACAAGUUCCUUCUUUGCAACGGAUGGAAAGACCCUCUUUGGACAGAUGUUCGAGCAGUCCGCGCCGGGAUUGACGGCGAGGAGCAGGUCUACCGCGACAUUGUCUUCGGAAACAAUCUUGUCGAUAUUGAACAGAAAUCCAUCUCUCGCCUUCUUGUGGACGAAGUCUUCCAUCCCUUCUACGUGUUCCAGAUUGCGAGCUUGAUCCUCUGGUCUAUGGAUAAAUACUACUACUAUGCUACGGCAAUCCUGCUCAUGUCAGUCGGCAGCAUUGCCACCACCUUACUUGAGACUCGAUCGACUAUGAUCCGCCUCCGGGAAAUAUCCCGGUUUGAAUGCGACGUGAGAGUGCUUCGAAACGGAUUUUGGCGAUACUUGUCUUCGGCUGAUCUCGUACCUGGCGACAUCUACGAAAUCAGCGAUCCGAACCUCGAGCAGUUUCCAGCAGACAGCCUGCUCCUCAGUGGCGACUGCAUUGUUAACGAAAGCAUGCUUACGGGCGAGUCAGUGCCUGUCUCCAAGACGCCUGCAACUGACGGCACCCUUCAUCAGCUUGAUCUGAGCGCCUCCACUGCGCUUCCUGAAGUCGCUAGACACUUCCUCUUCUGCGGCACCAAGAUCGUCCGAGCUCGGAGACCUCAGGACGACAGAGACCAGGAGGCUGUCGCCCUGGCUAUGGUCGUCCGGACUGGGUUCAACACCACGAAAGGCGCGCUUGUCCGAUCCAUGCUCUUCCCCAAGCCAUCCGGCUUCAAGUUCUAUCGCGACUCUUUCCGGUACAUCUCCGUCAUGGCUUGCGUGGCCAUGUUGGGCUUUGUCACAUCGUUCAUCAACUUCAUUCGCUUGGAACUAGAAUGGCAUUUGAUUGUCGUGCGGGCCCUCGACCUGAUAACCAUCGUCGUCCCGCCCGCACUGCCGGCCACUCUGACCAUCGGCACAAACUUUGCGCUUCGUCGCCUGAGAUCGAAGGAAAUCUUCUGCAUCAGCCCACAGCGGGUCAAUGUAGGGGGCAAGAUUGACCUCAUGUGUUUCGACAAGACGGGCACUCUCACUGAGGAGGGUCUUGAUAUUCUCGGAGUCCGAGUAGUCUCCAGAUCGACAAACAGAUUUGGCGACACACUGUCGGACCCAGACUCUCUCGUACCCAACCAAGACCACGACCGUGGAGUGGUCGAUUCCAAUGAUACCCAGAAGGCUGCACUCUACACUAUGGCAACGUGCCACUCCCUGCGUUCCGUGGAUGGUGAGCUCGUCGGUGAUCCACUUGACGUCAAGAUGUUCGAGUUCACCAAAUGGUCAUUCGAAGAGGGGAGUCAAGGGGGUCACAUUGAUGAUGAGGAGCAGGGGACUCUCCACCCGUCAAUUGCCAGACCUCCGGCUGACGCGAAAAGCACAUUGGAGGGCAACGGGGACAGAAAUGGGCAGAAUACACCGUUUGAGUUGGGCGUGCUGAAGUCGUUCGAAUUUGUGUCCCAUCUUCGCCGGGCAAGUGUCAUUGUCAAGACCUUCGGCCAGAAGAGUGGAGAUAUAUUCGUCAAGGGCGCCCCUGAAUGCAUGGGAGAAAUAUGUAGGCCAGAGAGCUUUCCAACCGACUAUGACGAGUUGCUUUCCUACUACACGCACAAGGGAUACCGAGUCAUCGGAUGUGCCACAAAGCACGUCAAGAAACUGAGUUGGGUAAAGGCCCAGAAGAUGACGCGCCAGGACGUCGAAUCCGGCUUGGAUUUUGUCGGGUUCAUAAUCUUCGAAAACAAGCUGAAGCCGACGACGACGGCAGUUCUUCAAGAACUGCUGGGUUCGAACAUCGGCGCUGUGAUGGUGACGGGGGACAACAUCCUCACUGCCAUCAGCGUCGCUCGAGAGUGCAACUUGAUUAACAGGACAGCCCACUGCUUCAUUCCGCGGUUCAUCGCUGGAAACUCGAGGGAUCCGAACGCCCGGCUGCAAUGGGAGAGUAUCGAUAACAGCAUCUACCAACUCGACGAGACGACGCUGCUACCCCUCCCCGCACCGACCGAGGGAGACGCGUCGCUUCCUUACGACAUAACGAACCUGCGGAACUACUCCAUCGCCGCCACCGGCGACGUGUUCCGGUGGGUGAUAGACUACGCCCCGGCCGAGGUCAUGAGGAGGAUGCUCGUUACCGGAAAGGUCUUUGCCCGCAUGUCGCCCGACGAGAAGCACGAGCUGGUCGAGAAGCUCCAGAGCAUCGGCUACUGCUGCGGCUUCUGUGGCGACGGGGCGAACGACUGCGGCGCGCUGAAAGCCGCCGAUGUCGGCAUAUCACUGUCGGAGGCGGAGGCCUCGGUUGCUGCCCCGUUCACAUCCCGCGUCUUCGACAUCCGAUGCGUCCCGGAGGUCAUCCGUGAGGGCCGGGCUGCGCUCGUGACCAGCUUCAGCUGCUUCAAGUACAUGAGUCUGUACUCGUCGAUACAGUUCACGUCCGUCAGCUUCUUGUAUGCCUCGGCGUCCAAUCUCGGCGACUUCCAGUUUCUCUUCAUCGACCUCCUACUCAUCCUGCCCAUCGCCGUAUUCAUGAGCUGGGCGGGUCCGUACAAAGAGUUGUGCCGGAAGAGGCCAACGGCAGAUCUAGUCUCUCGCAAGGUGUUGACGCCACUCAUGGGUCAGAUGUGUAUCUGUAUCCUCAUACAGGCCGUGGCGUUCGUCACCGUACAGCAGCAGCCAUGGUUUAAACCACCGAAAAUCAACCCGGAGGAGUCGAACAUCAAGAAUUCGGAAAACACGGCGCUAUUCCUGACAUCGUGCUUCGAGUACGUACUUUCAGGCAUAGUGCUGAACGCUGGCCGGCCGUUUAGGCAACCGGCGUCGCGAAACUGGCCUUUUGUCGCCACGAUCUCUACCACCUUGCUCUGCACUAUAUACAUGGUGCUUCGGCCCGCAAAGUGGCUGAAGCAUUUGAUGGAGCUGACAUACGUCGGCUGGAGCUUCCGGCUCUUUAUUGUUGCCCUAGGUGCGGCCUACCUUGCUUUGGCGUGGGUUGGCGAAAACUACGUAUUCCAGCGCGUCGCCAGGGCCAUUGGGCAGAUAAAAGAAAAGGUCACCAAGAAGUCCAAGAAGAGGAAGGAGUACAAGGUCAUACAGGAGGGCAUGCUAUUCUGAUCAAUUGGCUGUGGAAAUGCUACGGAUAUGUCUAUAUGAAGCCUCGUGGCUUGGACCCGUCGGUGGAGACAAGCCCAAGUGAUUGUUUGAUGUCAUAAUAAAUACUAAUGUAUCCAUAUCAAGGCCAAUUCCAAAUAUUUAUGAGAGUGAAGU
Molecule: messenger RNA, 4336 nt
Organism: Phialemonium atrogriseum
Lineage: Eukaryota; Fungi; Ascomycota; Sordariomycetes; Cephalothecales; Cephalothecaceae
Exons: 13
Coding region: 161-4183 (1340 amino acids)
Biological process (GO): intracellular calcium ion homeostasis; transmembrane transport
Cellular component (GO): membrane
Molecular function (GO): ATP binding; P-type ion transporter activity; ATPase-coupled monoatomic cation transmembrane transporter activity
Source: RefSeq, a predicted model, not a curated record